AUGAAAACUGGGUUGAUUGCCUUGUGCUUAACAUCAAUAGUUUUCGCUCAAAUACAUUUUCCUGGAGAAAAAUAUUUUGCAAAUGUGCGACAGUUGACCUUUCAUGGAACUCACGCUGAGGCAUACUUUAGCUUUGAUGACAACUUCUUAACACUUCAGGCUACUGGCUAUGGUGUGGACUGUGACCAGAUUUACCGGUUGGACCUAAACGACUCUCCUAACCAAACUUUGCACAGAUUAAGCACUGGAAUUGGAUCUUGCACCUGUUCAUUCUUCUACCCUAAUAACAAAGACGUUUUGUACGCGGGUAACUUCCACAAAACAAAAAUACCAGCAAAGAAGGGGUCAAAUGAUCCAAGUUGUCCUCCAAAGAGAUGUCGGUCACCAGAGGCAAUGAGAGAUCCUGUUUUGCAGAACCUAUCUCACUAUACCUUCAGUAGUAGCGACCAAACGCAACAGGGAUAA
Molecule: messenger RNA, 465 nt
Organism: Strongylus vulgaris
Lineage: Eukaryota; Metazoa; Nematoda; Chromadorea; Rhabditida; Strongylidae
Source: the annotation of a GenBank genome assembly